AUGCUGUCCCUCAAGAGACCGUACCUUGCCGCAACGUCGCACCUACCGUUCCUUUCGUACGGCGCGCCCCCACUGGGGGGCGCAGCCGACGGAAUCGAGGCGGACUGGGAUGAGGCGCUGCGGCGGCAGCGGCACCGACUGUCACGGCGCAAGUACUCAGCGGUGCUGCCGCAGCUGCUGUCGUACCACAACUUCCGGAGCACGCUGGCGACAGAGCAGGAGCGGUACGGCGACCGGAACAUAGCACGGCAUGUGCUGUUGCUCACGCCCGUGCUCGACCGGCUCAAUACGUUCCUGCUCAGCACGACGACGAUAAUGCAGGCGAGUGGUAGUGUCGCUAGCUUUGUCUGGGGCGUGCUCAUGGCCCUCAUCGUCGUCGCGAGCAAGUUCUCGGAUAUCAUGGAGAUGAUUGUCGAUAUGUUCAGUGACCUCACGCUCACGCUCGAUCAGCUGUCGAGAUAUAUCGAUCUAUUUCCCGGCGAUGCCGCCCUGCGUGUCUGUAUGCGUGCGCUGAUCGAUGACUAUGUCGGGUUUUGCAUCACCGCGCUCAAGUUCUUUAUGAGGUUUCCCAUCCACAAUCUCCUGCGGAUUUUCUGGAGCACAGUCGAGCGCAAAUUCCGAACCUCGAAAGCGAACAUCAAGAGCCACGUUUCACGUUUCGAACGGCAGCGGCAGCUGGCGGUCGACCAAGAGGUAGUGCGGGGAGCGCGCACCGUCCAGGAAGUCAAAGAGCGCAUCGACGCCGCGCUGCCACACGUGACCAUAGCUCCCCGGGUCCCCGAGAGUCUGUACAUGGUGCCGUACCAGCGGAACCCCUACUUCUGCGGGCGCGACGACGCACUGGAGCUGCUGCACAGCCAACUCAACAGCGAAGUUGCGGGCGGGGAUGUUCACGGGCAGCGCGCGACCGUGGUGCACGGAAUCGGCGGGCUGGGGAAAACACAGGUCGCGAUCGAGUACACGCACCGCUACCGCUUCGCGUACGACUACAUAUUCUGGAUCCGGGCGGAGACGGAUGCGGAGCUGUCUGACAGCGUGGCGGCGCUGGCGCGGGCACUGCGGCUCGACGCCGGCACCGCCGGACUGAGCCGCGCGCUGUCGGAGAUGGUCAAGCAGUGGCUCGAGGCGUGCGAGCGCCGGUGGCUGCUGAUCUUCGACAAUGCUGAGGACUGGGCCUCGCUGAAGCCGUACUGGCCGUCGCGUGGGGGGGCCCUGUUGCUGACGAGUCAGAAUGCGAGUCUGGCGCAGGUCACACGCUCAGAGGUGCGCCUGCAGCCGUUCCCGAAGGCGGAGGGUGGCCGAUUGCUGCUCAAGUUGAACCAUCAUGUCAAUGUCGACGCCCCCGCGGACGCCAGUGGACAGGCGAAUCGGAUCGCAGAUGAGUUAGGCGGACUGCCGCUUGCGAUCGCACACGUCGCCGGAUACAUCUACGAGAGCAAGGCUGGGUUUGAAGACUUUCUGCUGCUGUUUCAGGAGCGGAGCAACAGCGCGCAUAUCUUUGCCAGUGAGGGAAACAUGAGCACUUUCCAAUACGAGAAAAGACUCGGCGUGGUCUGGGACCUGGCAUUGAACAGGCUCGAGCGACAGAAUCCCGAUGCACUGAGACUGGUGCAGACGUUGAGCAUGUUGAAUCCGGACGGAGUACCCGAGGGUAUGCUCUACGGUGUGCACACCGAGCCGGAGCUUGCAUUUCUGGCUGCUCCGGACCUGAUGCGGUACCGUUCUCCCCCGUCCCGUCUUAUCUUCCAGGAGAUGCUUCGGUCUCUGCUCACACGGCACCUGGUGGACCGCGUGUACAUCGGCGGAACCAAACACCUAGUGAUGCACCGUUCGCUGCAACGCAGUUUACUGCACCGACUCGACAACGAUCCCGAGCGUUUCCGGCAGACGUUCAUGACGGCCUUCCUCCUGAUCCGAGCCGUCUUCCCACGGGGCUCCAACAUCCAACUUCCGCAGAACGACAUCUGGGACCAAUGCGAGCGGUACUCCUCUCACGUAAUGACGCUUCGCGCCGUGUACACCAGCACCGCGCGGCCGCCUCCGCCCUGCAUCGACUUCGCGACGAUGCUCAGCGACUGCAGCAACUACUUCUGGGAGCGCAACCUGUUCUCCGACGGUCUGCGAGCGAGCGACACCGCGGAGUCGAUCUGCGGCCUGCUCUCACGCACCAGUGGACACGAGAUGCAGCGCGCAAACGUGCACACGAUUGCGGCGUCGGUGCGCUGCAACUCCGGCAUUGCCGGGCGUGUGGGAAACCUCCACCGCUUCCAGAAGGCCCUGGCUCUGCGUCAGCACUGGAUCAAUACUGUCGAGCCGAACGAGGUCACCCUCGACGAUGUGCUCAAUUAUGCCGCCGCUUGGGGGAACCUUGGUCUAGCCCUCAUCGACUUCGAGGCCUGGGAUGAUGUACACGCAGUGAGUGAGCUCGCCAUCGCUAUCCGACGCCGGCUCCUCGGCGACGAGCAUGAGCUCCCCAGCUGCGAAAACGUGCGGAACGUUGCUGUGGCUCUCGCCGCGGCGGGACGAUACCCGGAAGCGAUGGAGCUCAUACCAAAGAUGGAGGAUAUGCCGCAGGAUGGGAAAUACUUCGUGGCGUUCCAGAUCUUUCACUUCCUCUGGGCGAAUAUCUGGUUGAGUGCGGAUCACAUAGAGGAUGCGCAUGAGAGGCUGCUGUACACGCUGGAUAAUCGUGUCAAGCUGUUUGGCCCAUCGGCCAGAUGCACGCUGGAUACGUAUUAUCUUCUCGCGAUGCUGGAACAGAAGCGUGGAAAAUUUGAGGAGGCUGAAACCCACCUCCGGCAGUCACUCUCCCAACCCGACGAGUGGCCACUCGAGAGCCGAAUCCGCGCCGAGUUCCGUCUCGGCCAACUAAUCCUUCUGCGGGACUCCAAGAGCGGCAGCAGUACUAAUACCGCCGUUGGCCCCUCCACGUCCGGUCCACCUUCUCCACCCCCAAGCCCAAUCCUCACCCCCACCACCCCCACCUCCCGCCACCUAGAAGCACACACCCUCCAAUCCACCGCGCGCAAAACACUCUCCAACCUCUGGCGCACACACACCACCUACCUCCCCCCGUCCACCGCCGCGGCCAUGUCCGAAGAAGCGCGGUUCGACCAUCUAGUCCCGAUGGAGGCGGGGCGGCACGCGCUGGGCGUCGGUGGGAUAAGCGGCGGGAUUCCCGCUGGCAAGCUCAGCCCGCUGAAGGUUAUGCGUGUGUGUGAACUGUUGAUGGGGAGGUUUGGGGAGGUGCCGGGGGAUGCGGGGGACAUGAUUGUUUCGCCUGCGGUGAUGGUUGGGUUGCUGAAGUUGAUGCCCGGGGUGAUGCCGGAGGAGGGGAGUUUUGGGAUUGGGCUUGAUUGAGGGGGGGGGGGGGGGGGGGCGGUAAACUCCCGAUCACUCCCACUGGUGCAUGAUAGGGUAGCAAUGGAGUAGUGGGCUGUAACAAACUGGCGGUUCACUGGCAUAUAUGAGAUCGUGGAUGCUGGGUCUGAUGAAGUGGAUUUUUCCUUGGCUUGUACAUUAAUACGAGUUUUGGAGGGCCGUGUUUAUCACUCAUGUCGUAA
This is a messenger RNA of Tricharina praecox, 3563 nucleotides long. RefSeq lists its product as uncharacterized. NCBI's taxonomy places the organism in Eukaryota, Fungi, Ascomycota, Pezizomycetes, Pezizales, Pyronemataceae. Gene Ontology annotation, molecular function: protein binding; ADP binding. The transcript is spliced from 4 exons. The coding region runs from base 1 to 3360 and encodes 1119 amino acids. The record is from RefSeq and is a predicted model, not a curated record.